UCAGGCGAAUUGAUGAUGAUGAACAAAUGGAGCGCGUGCGCGCGCACACGUCAGAAUCCGGCAUGGGCGCUGAUUGGUUGAAAAUGACAUCACAUACAAUUGUACUAUUCUUAGCUUGUAGAAAACGCAUUACCUCAUCCUUUUCCCCUCGCGCAGGUAUAGACAUACAACAACAAAUAAUGUUACAGUCGCAGACAGGACGAGGACGAGAUUAGAAGUCGAGAGAGAGCUGUACUCUACUGAUUAUUAGUUAAGCAUAACAUAUCCUUUUGGAUUCUUCAUCUAUUUGCUUUGAGGCCAUUCGUUUGAUUAUAUUAUUUGGUGUGUAAGUUGAUUUGUGCGACAUUUCCAGUAUCUUCGUUUGGAUUGAAAAUCGUCACUACACAAAGAACAGAGAUGGUGUUCUACAGGGAGAGAGAGAACGGGACACGCGAACGUCCACCGCUGUCUCUCAUCCUACCGCAUCUUUACCUAGGUGCAGAGACGGACGUCACGCAGGAUUGCCUCGGCGCUCGCGGGAUCUCCUACGUGGUAAGCGUGAGCCGCUGCAGCCCGCAGCCUACUUUCCUUCCCCGUUCCCAGUACCUUCGCAUCCCCAUCGACGACUCUCUCCGAGAUGACCUGCUGCCCCAUAUCCCGGAGGCACUGCGUUUUAUCGAUGGGGCUAUGUCAUCAGGUGGAUCUGUGAUAGUUCAUUGUGCUGCAGGAAUCUCUCGCUCCCCUGCCCUGGCUGUAGCCUACAUUAUGUACAACCUGGGGAUGGACCUUGACCAUGCCUACAGGUUUGUGAAAGAGCGCAGGCCUUCAAUCUCCCCUAACUUCAAUUUUCUGGGUCAGCUACAACACUUCCAGGGAACCCUCGCCCAGAAGGCCUCUAAUGGCAACCCCACUAUCCAGCCAAUCAGAUCACUGGACACAUGCCUGCAGUCAGGCAAUGAAAACAUUAGCUGCGGUUCCUCUGUCCCCCUGUCAGCCAAUCAGAUCAUGAGUAUUCAGGACAAUGGCUAUGUUGCUAAGGACUUUUUAGGGGUUGCUAAAGUGCAUAAUAUGUACAAUGAGAUUUCCACUUGUAACACAGAGAACAUAGAGCAAAGGUGCUCAUAUUCAUGUGAAACUCAGAGUCUAUCAGAGAAGCCACAGCAAGACCAGAGGAGUGUGCCUUCACAACUGACGCUGUCUCUCUCCAGCAAACUCAGAACGCUCACUCUCAACCUGAACCAUAACCACAACCAGAACCAGAGGGAGGCCCAGAACUCAUGUGGAGCAAUGACUCCAAGCCCCAACGAACCAGCGACACCAACACCAAAGCCCAACACACUACAAAUCCCAACAGGCAUUGCGUCUCUCUCUGAGAAGCGCAAGAGCCUCACCCUCACCCUGUCUCCCGUUGGUGCAAUUCUCCCAGCCCCCCACCAGAAUGAGCCACAAAGCAACAACAGGCACAGCAUGAGCCACAAGCCAACACGCUCCAGCGCUUCCAACACCAUCCACAAGAGGGAGUCAGAAGGCACCAGUGGUUCAAAAAGGCAUGGUCGAAAGCCUUCGGCGCUGGCCCUUUCCUCCUCACAGACAGACGUACAACAGAGAGAGAGGAGCACAUCCUGUGGCAAAGCAGCAGGUCGGCCCAAUCACUGCUCCUCCCGAACCCAGGUGAAGGUAGAGAGAGCUGGAAGAGACCAGGGUAAAAGAGAGCCCAGCCGCUGUCAGAGCGUGGAGAAGGGGAGGCCUAACUCAACUCCAAAGACAGGGAAGGACCACCGCAAGGGAAGAGCAGAGAGGGAGACACUAACUGGGAGCCUGAGCAGCAGUUCUGUUUUGAAUCAGCUCAGUAUCAUAGUUGACCAGCAGGUGUCGCCAGCAGCUAAACUGUCUGCAUCUGCAGUGGAGGCUAAGGAAGGAGUGGAUGCUGAACAGGGCCUCCUGUCUCCUCUCAACCUGACUGUCAACAAGCUGCUGGGCUGGGGGGAGAAGAUGCUGUUGGGGGUUCUGCUUGGCCCCCGAAUCAAAGUGGGACAGGCUGUUCUGCCCUAUAGGUGCUGAUGCGGUAAGAGACCACUGGUGAGGACAGAGAGAGGGCUGAUAAAUACCAGGAGAUUGAUUUGUGUGUGUGUGUGCGCGCGCGUGCGCAUGCAUGUGGGGAACUGAAGAACAUAACUGCAUGUAAAAUAUUUGUCUGCCCAUACCAUGUUCACAGAGCUCUGAGUGAAUGCUUUGUCCUAUAAAUGCCAAUUUAUUGUUGACUUCCUUCAAAAGCACUAUAUAUAUUACAUAUAAGGAGCAGUUUAUGCCUCCAACACAAUGCUCAUGGAUUUAGGCUUGAUUAUGUUGAUUUUUAUUUAUUGAUUGACGUGAAUAAAGUGAUCAGUUUAUUGUUGUUAUUUAUACAAUGAAUAUUUUGAGGAUGGUAUUUUGGCACUGUUGUUUGUAAUGUGAUCAUAGUGUUCAUUAAAGUACAUAUUUUACUCA
Molecule: messenger RNA, 2466 nt
Organism: Oncorhynchus masou masou (cherry salmon)
Lineage: Eukaryota; Metazoa; Chordata; Actinopteri; Salmoniformes; Salmonidae
Exons: 5
Coding region: 397-2040 (547 amino acids)
Biological process (GO): protein dephosphorylation; negative regulation of MAPK cascade
Cellular component (GO): cytoplasm
Molecular function (GO): MAP kinase tyrosine/serine/threonine phosphatase activity; protein tyrosine/threonine phosphatase activity; MAP kinase tyrosine phosphatase activity
Source: RefSeq, a predicted model, not a curated record